Molecule: messenger RNA, 1397 nt
Organism: Salvia miltiorrhiza (redroot sage)
Lineage: Eukaryota; Viridiplantae; Streptophyta; Magnoliopsida; Lamiales; Lamiaceae
Exons: 3
Coding region: 684-1331 (215 amino acids)
Source: RefSeq, a predicted model, not a curated record
GUAUAUCUAUUUACUCCCUGCUCGAUUUUUUUUGGGGGGGACUUAUAUGAUUCAAACAUAUCAUAAUACUUCUCAUUUGUGUGCAGCCACGUAUUUUGAGUUUGUUGCUUGAGAAUCGCAAUGCCGACUGAUGAUAUUAAUACAAUAUGCAUUUAUAUGUUGAUGGAAGAGAUUUUCCUUCAACAUUUAAUUCUCAUACUUGUAGCUUAUCAUAUUAUGGUUAGGAUGAGAUCUCGUAAACGAAAAAGAGGUGCUAAUGCAGCGGAUUUUGGGUACGUAGAAAGGAUUCCUGAGCAGGUUAUGCAUAUGAAUAGGCUCGUAGGAGUUAGCGAUGUAGAUUGUCUAGCAAACUUACGAAUGGAUCGCAAUACAUUCGGUAGGCUAUGCAUUCUUUUGCGUGAUUUAGGGGGUUUGACUGAUGGGAGGUACAUUAUGGUGGAGGAGCAGGUUGCAAUGUAUUUGUCUAUCCUAGCACACCACAAAAAAAUAGGGUGGUUAGGUUUGAUUUUUGGAGGUCCGGGCAAACUGUAUCAAAGUUUGUACAUCUCGUGCUUAAAGCAAUUUUAAAAUUGCACACAAGUGUACUCGUCAAACCCGUCCCCGUUCCAGAUGAAUGUACCGACAACAGGUGGCGAUGGUUCAAGGGUUGUUUGGGUGCUCUUGAUGGCACAUAUAUUAACGUAAUGGUGAGUAAUGUUGAUAAGCCGAGGUACCGAACUCGAAAAGGCCAGAUAUCAACAAAUCCCCUUGCCGUUUGUGAUCGCAAUAUGAAGUUCGUGUACGUGCUACCUGGCUGGGAAGGGUCAGCCGCAGAUUCGAGGAUAUUGCGUGAUGCCCUCCAACGUGUUAAUGGAUUUAGGGUGCCCAAGGGAUAUUAUUACCUAUGCGACAACGGGUACGCUAAUAGCGAGGGAUUUCUUGCUCCAUAUAAGGACAUACGCUACCACUUGAAAGAAUGGGGACCGAAUGCAGCCAGGCCUCAAAAUGCCCAAGAAUUGUUCAACCUGCGCCAUUCGAAGGCACGCAACGUUAUUGAACGUGCCUUCGGCAUCAUGAAAAUGCGUUGGGGUUGUUUGAGGAGCAAUACCUUCUAUCCAGUGAAGACUCAAAUCCACUUGAUCAUGUCAUGCUUCAUCUUGAAUAAUUUCAUCCGAUCCGAGAUGCCCAUCGAUCCCAUAGAGCAAGAGUUUGACAGUGCAACUGAAAAUGACCAAGAGGAGGCAGAAUUCGAUGGUGAAUUCAUAGAUGGCAUAGAUUCUUCUCCUCAAUGGAAUGCGGAGAGAGAUGCAAUCGCCCAAGCGAUGUGGAUCAAUUAUAUUAACAAUAUCUGAAUUGCUAUUAUUAAAGUUGACUGUAAACAUGGAUCAUUUUCUGAAUUUCUAUGUUUGGAUUUUAUA